Messenger RNA from Purpureocillium lilacinum, 1407 nucleotides. RefSeq lists its product as uncharacterized. NCBI's taxonomy places the organism in Eukaryota, Fungi, Ascomycota, Sordariomycetes, Hypocreales, Ophiocordycipitaceae. The record is from RefSeq and is a predicted model, not a curated record. Gene Ontology annotation, biological process: amino acid transmembrane transport. Gene Ontology annotation, molecular function: L-amino acid transmembrane transporter activity.
AUGGCGAAAGAACUCAAGCCGUCGUCUUCCCAUGUAAAUGGCGACCCUGAAGACAUAGGCUCCGGUGACACUGUGGAAGAUGCACAACACGAUGCGGUCUUUGGCGACAUUAAAGACGACGGCCCCAACUAUCGUAAUGUUGGUUGGCUCGGUACCGCGGGCUUGAUGAUGAAGACCCAGAUUGGUCUGGGUGUCUUGUCGUUCCCGUCUGUAUUCGAUACGCUCGGCAUGGUUCCAGGAGUCAUCCUGCUCUGCACCAUCGCCGGCAUCACUACGUGGUCCAACUAUAUAGUGGGGGUCUUUAAACUCAACCAUCGCCAUGUAUACGGCGUCGAUGACGCUGGCCAGCUGAUGUUUGGGCGCAUUGGCAAGGAACUAUUUGCCAUUGCCUUUAUGGGCAUGUACGUAAUGACGGCCGGAUCAGCUAUGUUGAGCAUCUCGAUUUGCCUCAAUGCGCUCUCCAACCACAGAACCUGCACUGCCGUUUUCGUCGCCGUCGCGUUCGUCAUGGUGUUCAUACUGUCGAGCAUUCGAACUCUUGGACGAAUUACCUGGCUUGCCAUGAUUGGAGUCGGAGCCAUUAUUGUUGCUGUCCUUACCGUGACGAUCGCCACAGGCGUCCAAGACCGGCCGCCAAGCGCUCCCCGAGACGUUGCUUGGCAAUCUGACUAUAAACUCUUUGGAAACCCAACCUUUUCCCAGGCCAUCUCGGCUGUAUCAACCCUCAUCUUUGCUUACGCGGGCACGGGGGCCUUCUUCCCGAUAGUGUCGGAGAUGAGAGACCCUCGUCUCUACCCUCGGGCCUUGGCACUUUGCCAGACAGUCAUCACCGUCAUAUUUUUGGUCGUAGGCAUCGUGGUAUACUACUACUGUGGCUCCUACGUUGCCUCGCCGGCACUAGGAUCCGCCGGCACGACAAUCAAAAAGGUCUCGUACGGCAUCGCCCUGCCCGGAUUGCUCGUCAGCGGCAUCCUCCUCGCCCACGUAUCAAGCAAAUACGUCUUUGUCCGAAUUCUUCGUGGAUCGGAUCAUCUCACCUCCAACACGAUUAUCCACUGGGCCACAUGGCUGGGCUGUAGCUUCGGCGUCUCCAUCGUUGCAUAUAUACUCGCCAGCUCCAUUCCCGUGUUCAAUGGGAUUGUGUCCUUGGCAGGGGCGCUGUUCGGUACCCUGCUAUCGUUUCAGCCCAUGGGCUGCAUGUGGCUGUAUGACAACUGGGCCCGCGGCAAGGGGAGCCCGACUUGGCGCUGGCGGCUAAUGGUCUGCUGGAGCAUAUUUGUUAUUGUUGCGGGUACCUUUUUGAUGAUUGCCGGCACUUAUGGUGCCAUUCUUGGCAUCGUAGACUCGUACAAGGCUGAAGGGGGAACGUCUGCUUGGUCAUGUGCGGACAACUCCAACUCCAGCUGA